CAGGGGGGGCGGGGUUGGAUAUAUACCUCCAAGAGGAGGCCACAAGCUUCACUGGACCCACUUGCAGCGCAAAGACCACAAGCAAGAAGACUCCGAAGCCGGGAGUAGAAGUACCAACAUUUAUUUUGGAGCUCAGAGAGAAAAGACAAGCAAGACCACAACGUUUGGUUUUACGGACUGUCUGCUGGAGCUCCGAUACAACCAAUUUGUCACUCCGCUAUACACCAGUAUCUCUGGAUAUAGCAGCUAAACAAAGUUGGUAGUAAACUCUUUGGAGUUUGGUUAGAGUCAUUUUUUUUCUUUGCUUGUGAGUGGACUGCACUGAAACUUGGGACGGCCCGUCUAGGGUCAGGCUUGGACCUGCCGCAUCCUUUCAGCGGCUUCAAACACUGCGAAAGUUUGGGCCAGAUCUGAAGACUUCGAGUCGAGUCAGACUUUUGAGUACACACUCAGCAGCUGCUACCCGAGCCCAGCUCUAACACACUGGAGCGACCGGAUAGAGAGCCACUGACAAGCCUACCAAGAAACGAUUUCAAGAUAACAUCAAAAGAUCUGAAACAAGUGCAGUAACUUGCAACAAAGAAAAAACCUGGUCGAACCAGCAAUCACAGAAACAAGAACAACAACAUCCAUCUAAGCCGACCCAAUGGCGUGGUCAGCACUUACCGGCCCCUGUGUGGCCCUGGUACUGCUCUUCUUUGGUUUGACCUCCUGCACUCCCUCCGGCCCAGCCUCCGCCACCUGUGCCACCCUGGAACAGAGUCGCUUCUUUGGUGUAUUCUCCUCUACGACCACCCUGCACUCCACACCAUGCUCCUGGACCCUGCAGAACCCUGAUCCUCGCCGCUACAACGUCUACAUGAAAAUCACCAAGCCAACCGACUCCUGCGUGCCCCGCCAGAUCAAGACCUUCCAGUUUGACUCCUUCAUCGAGACCUCCCGCACCUAUCUGGGCAUGGAGAGCUUUGACGAGGUUGUCAGGCUGUGCGACGCAUCAACCACUGUUACCUACCUGGAGUCCAGCAAGCAGUUCCUACAGAUCCGCAAGGUGGCCGCGAGAAACGGCGUGGAGAUGUUGGAGGGACAGAAUGAUGUCAGUGAGUUCAAGGCUGAGUUUCUGGUCGUGGGGAAGAGGAACCCAAGUAUGCCUGCCUGCCAGAUGCUGUGCCAGUGGCUGGAGAAGUGUCUGUCCAGUAGCACCCAUGAUUAUCCCUGUGGCAUCAUGAACACACCCUGCCAGUGCUGGGAGGCCCCAAAGAGGAAGCCAGGAAGCUGCUACAGAGGCGGUGUCUACGUUGAGAAAUGCCUUCCUGUUCCCAGAGACAACGGACACGAUGCUGAGAUUAUCAAGGGCUGGGCUGGUUGGGGCCGCUGGUCAGUAUGCAGCCAGGAAUGCGGUGGUGGAGUCCAGGUGCGCAGCCGUGCCUGCCAGCCCGAGGACAGCGUGUGCGAGGGAACAGUUGAAGAAGGACGGGCCUGCAACCCUCAGCCCUGCAUUGGCAAAGAACGCAACAGGAGCCAGGGUCUGCGAGCCAUCGUUGGUUUGAAGAGAGACUAUGCUGAUGAUUCUAACCUUGGAGUUGUUGCAACCCAAACAGUAGAUGCUAAGACAGAUGAAUGGUCCCCCUGGAGCACAUGUUCAAUCACCUGUGGAGAGGGCUGGCAGAGCCGCACUCGCGUCUGUGCUACUUCCUCCUUCACUACCCAGUGCACCGGACCCCUGCGUGAGAACCGGCCCUGCAACAACACAGCCGUCUGCCCCGUGGAUGGUGCUUGGGAUGAGUGGACCCCCUGGAGCCUGUGCUCUUCCACUUGCGGUCGUGGUUAUCGUGACCGUACCCGCACAUGCAAGCUGCCCCAGAAUGGAGGAGAGCCUUGCCGCGGCCCUUCAAGACAAACCAAGUUCUGCAACAUCGCUGUCUGCCCAGUGGACGGACACUGGAAUGAGUGGUCUGCCUGGAGCACAUGCACUGCUUCUUGCUCUAACGGCACCAUGCAGAGAAUAAGGGAGUGCAACGGGCCAUCCUACGGGGGCUCCGAGUGCCACGGCAGCUGGAAAGAGUCAGUCAACUGCUUCCUGAAAGAAUGUCCUGUUGAUGGACGCUGGCAUGCGUGGAGCUUUUGGGGCAGCUGCAGCAAGACUUGCGGUGGAGGCAUCCAGCAGAGACAGAGAGUCUGUGAAGGGCCUUUCUUUGGUGGAGAAUCUUGCCCCGGUGAAAAGGGCGAGCAGAAGCGUUGCAAUGAGAAGAGAUGCCCUGAGCCCCAUGAGAUCUGCCCUGAGCAGAACACCGGAGAUGUUGUGUGGAAGAAAACUCCCGCUGGAGACAUGGCUGCUGUUGCCUGCCCUGCUGAUUCCUCAGGUCUGCUUCUGCGCCGGUGCACCCUGGAUGCUGUAGGUCUUGCCUCCUGGGAGAGCCCAACUCACAUUAAGUGUGUCUCCAAGAACUAUGAGAAUAUUCAGAUGCUGUCGAGGGACUACAACUCCAAAGCGCAGAUGGGGCAGAGCGUGGACGGGGUCGCUGAGGUGAUUUCACGCUUGAGAUUCUCCUCUGAUAAGGGGGCCCAGUACAGCGGUGACCUCUUGGCCAUCAUGGAAAUCCUGAAGAACACCACUGAACUGUACAAGGGAACCAGACUGAGGUUGAGCAACGCUGAUGUUGAGAACUACGUCCAGACAAUCAGCAACUUACUGAAGGAGGAGCAUCGUGACAAAUGGGAAGAGGCACAGCUGAUGGGUGCCAGCAUUAAGGAGUUCCUCCACCUUGUUGAGGACUUUGUGAACAUGAUCGGUAUGCAAAUGAGUGGCUUUCAGGACAUUUAUGAAGUCACGGAGAAUUUAGUGCUGAGCAUCCACAAGCGCCCGACAACUACAAACUCCAACUUCACCUUCCCUGUGAAGGGGUGGAGGGGCAUGCUGGACUGGGUCAGGACCUCUGAGGAGAAGAUCACAGUAUCCCGUGAUGCUCUGUCCAUUGAACAGUCUGAUGGCAACGAUGCUUUUGUGACCGGCAUUGUCCUCUACAGAAACCUUGCCUCUAUUCUGUCCUUCCAGAGUAACACCACCCUCCUCAACUCCAAGGUGGUGACAGUGAUUGUCAAGCCAACCCCGGCUCUCCUGUCCUCCCCCGUUGAGAUUGAGUUCCCCCACCUCCACAAUGGCACCAUGAAUGAGACAUGCCUCUCAUGGGACGAAAGCGAAACUUCCUCUCUGCUUGGGUCUUGGUCUGCUCGGAGCUGCAGAGCGGUCCCUGUUCAUUCAUUCAGAACCAAAUGCGUGUGUGACAGCCUCUCCACCUUCGCCAUUUUAGCGCGCGUCAACUUCGACUCGAUCAUGGACAAGGCACUGCUCCCGUCCGUGACUCUCAUUGUUGGCUGUGGGGUCUCCUCUCUCACCCUGCUGCUCCUCAUCAUCAUCUACGUCUCUGUGUGGAAGUACAUCCGCUCCGAGCGCUCCGUUAUCCUGAUCAACUUCUGCCUCUCCAUUAUAUGCUCCAAUGCCCUCAUUCUCAUCGGACAAACUCAGGCUCGCAACAAGGUGGUGUGUGCUCUCGUAGCUGCUCUCCUGCACUUCUUUUUCCUCUCUUCUUUUUGCUGGGUGCUGACAGAAGCUUGGCAGUCCUACAUGGCUGUCACUGGUCGUCUGCGCAACCGCAUUAUCCGCAAGCGCUUCUUGUGCUUAGGCUGGGGCCUUCCUGCACUGGUGGUCGCUGUGUCUGUGGGUUUCACAAAAGCUAAAGGAUACGGAACUGUCAAUUACUGCUGGCUGUCUCUUGAGGGUGGACUCCUCUACUCCUUUGUUGGCCCUGCUGCGGCUGUUGUUUUGGUGAAUAUGGUCAUUGGUAUUCUGGUCUUCAACAAGCUGGUAUCCAAGGACGGAAUCACCGAUGUGAAGCUGAAGGAGAGAGCCGGAGCAUCACUGUGGAGCUCCUGCGUGGUUCUGCCCCUCUUGGCUCUCACUUGGAUGUCUGCCGUCCUGGCUAUCACUGACCGCCGCUCCGCCCUCUUCCAGAUCCUCUUUGCUGUCUUUGACUCUCUGGAGGGUUUCAUUAUUGUCAUGGUUCACUGCAUCCUGCGUAGAGAGGUUCAAGAAGCUGUAAAGUGCAGAGUAGUCGACCACAAGGACGACGGCAAUGGAGACUCUGGCAGUUCCCAUCACAAUGGCCACACCCAGCAUAUGCAGUCUGAUAGCGAAAAGGAUGGAGAUUCAAGCAGACAAGGUAUGAAGAGCUCCUCUGAGGAGAAGAUGCCUCCUCCUCAGCUGCCUCUUCCCAUGGGCUCCAACUUCCACACCCUGCCAUCCAACCCCAGUAAGAGCCACAUGCAUGCAGUUCCCGAAUAUUCCAGCCACACCCUCACCCUGAAAAGAGAGAAGAGCCGUCUGGUGGGAGGAGUCGACCCAACCUGCGGGAAACCAGUGUAUGUCUGCGAGGGGGAACUCUUCAAGCAGCUGGAUGCCGAUCUUGCUCGGGCUCAGGCUGAGGGCAGCAUUUCCGACGGCAGCAGUUACGUCCUCCUGCCCAACACUACCUCCACCCUGAGGUCUAAGCCUAAGGAUGACCCCACAAAAUACAACAUCAGCGUGGAGCAGUUGCCACAGGCCAGACUCAUGCACCUCAGCGGGCCCUUUGCUGAGCCCCAGGCUGCCUUCGGGAUCAAGUCGAUCCCAUUGGACCAGGUCAGCGUGUCGUACUCAGAGAGAGACUCGCCCAUCCAGAACAUCCACAACAUAUCCAGUGAGUCUCACAUCACCCACAGCAGCCUGGAGAACACCUUUGAGUCCAUGAACUCCAUGAUGUCCAAGAGUGAGACCAUCUCCACACUGUCCAUGAGCUCCUUGGAGAGACAGAAAUCCCGUUAUGCCGAGUUGGACUUUGAGAAAAUAAUGCACACAAAGAAACGCCACCAGAACAUGUUCCAGGACCUAAACAGGAAGCUACAUCAUGCUGAGAAAGACAGGGAGUCGCCUGCUUCUGACAGCAAGUCUGUGAGAUGGAGUGUGUCUUCAGGAGGAAGUGACAAAACGAACCACAGUGACAAACAGCAAGGACCUCUGGAGAGGCCAUGGGAGGGAGUCCGGGGAAUACAGCAGUCACCCCCUGCAUGGGUGCGUAAAGAUCUGGAGCCCCUAGCUGCCUCGCCUCUGGAGCUGCACUCUGUGGAGUGGGAGAAGGCCGGCACCACCAUCCCUCUUGUGGGGCAGGACAUCAUCGACCUGCAGACAGAGGUCUGAGGGGGAGGAGGGGGGGGGGCCUGAGAAGCCACCUGAUUUCACCUUGUUCACCUUUUUGGUUUGGGAAUGGGAUCCUGUAUGGAUAGAAUAGAGGAAACCAAGUAUGGGAGAAAGCGAGAAUGUAAGUCCCAGAAUCAAUGUCUUCAAACCCUCAACCAGAGCAGGAAGGAAGAGAGUGAUGUGAGAAGUGGAUGUGGUGGUGGUGAUGGGAUGUUUAAUGUAGCUUCCCCGUUAGGACUUAAAGCAUCUCGUGACAGAGGGCUCUGAAGGUCCAAAGGGUUAAUGGAGCGAUCAGUGGUUACCAUGGACCAGGACUGGCUAUGGUUCCAUUAACACAUCACUGGGAGUUUCCUGAACUCUUCAGCCUGGGUUCAGAAGAUGUGGUCGACAUGUCUGUGCUUCUUUUUUCCUUCAACUCAACUUUGGAGAAAAAUUAGAUAACACAACGUGGUGUGUCCUCCCUGCUUCUCGGACAAAAUAGGACAGGGCACGAGAGCAUAAGAGACCAUAAAAGGCUUGGAGUCCAACACUCUGCACUUUGGUAGAUGGGCACACACAUUUUGUUUUAGUGCCGUGGGUUAAUUCAUUUUCUCUAUUUGUGUGUUUGUUUGUACUGCUUCACACAGCCUAAAAUGAUACUCUUCCAUGAGACUUUCUGUACUGAGAAUAUUACGUCUCUACUGGAGAGCGGGCUUUAUCAUACUGAUAGAGCUUCUCGCUGCUGUUGUCACGAUGCUAUUGCUUAUUAUUAUUCCAAUGAUUAUUGUCAGUGUUAUGAUUAUCAUUAUUAUUGUCAUUAUUGGGUUUGUAGCCUAUAUUUAGAUUUUUCAUCCCCCUCAUGACUGUCAUGCACAAGUUUUAUUGUUUUUGUGCCGUGACCUACAACAUUAGGCUCCAAAAAAAAAAAAAAGAUUCAAUGCAUCUUUAAUGUGUAGUGAGCCCAUAUGGACUGCAUCGGGACAAACAUACUGAGUGGUGAUAGAGGUGGUUAGUUACCCAAAAUGUCCUGGUUUUCCAGCAUUCUGCUUCAAUACCAAAACACCAGCACCAGGAUGAACACAGACUCUCACACAGGAAGAGCAGUGCACUCUGGAGAAAUGCUGGGUGGAAAUGUGAGGAGUUGGGGGGAUGCAGCUCUUCCAUGUCGUACAUGUGGAUUCAAGGGGUCAGCGAGACCUUUCAUCAUCGCCCUUUGGUUUCUCAGCCUUGCAGGACUCUUGGACCAAGCAGAGGUUCCUGGCGCUGAUAUGACUUCUAGUGCAGCGCCAGGUCCUUGAGACUUCAACACAUUUGUGUUUUCAGCCAUCAGUGUGAAAUAGUGCAAUAUGAUGGGCGCUUGAUGCUCAAGCAAGACUGAUAUUAUGAUUUAGGCAGAAUCUUUUCUUACCGAUGUUUCAACACUUUUAUACCAUCUUCCGCUUAUUUAUAGAGCAUAUAGAUGCUUUAUGAGAAAAUUGUAUAACAAAUCUGUAUUAGUAAUUCAAAGAAUUUAUUCACUAGAUUUGUUAGCGCAAGACUCCAUAUUUGGAGCUCUCUGUGACAGGUAGAUAAUUGUACUUCUAUAAAUCCAACAUUAUAUAGAAUGAAUGAUAGCCUAUAGAUAUCUCUAAACUGUGCUUCAGGAUAUCGUUAUUACUCUCUGCUCUUAAGCGGUGGGUAAUUGAACCUCAUGUCUUCUCUGUGUGUUUUUGAUAACCUUGUCAGUAACUCAAUAGUAUGUACUACCAGCCAAAUUCUCUGUCCCUUCAAAUUCCUAUGUCCUUCCCUCAGCCCAAAUCAUACCUCGAGUUACUUGUAUUGAAUACCCAUUUGUAUUUCCUUUUCACAACUUUGUUUAUGUUCUGUUUUACCUCCUGUAAAUGUACAGUUUUCAGAGCACAACAUGAAUGUGACUUAUUUCUAAUAAAUACACAAAUAUAUUA
Messenger RNA from Sander lucioperca (pikeperch), 7152 nucleotides. RefSeq names its product adhesion G protein-coupled receptor B1-like. The coding region runs from base 647 to 5230 and encodes 1527 amino acids. The record is from RefSeq and is a predicted model, not a curated record. Gene Ontology annotation, cellular component: plasma membrane. The transcript has 32 exons. NCBI's taxonomy places the organism in Eukaryota, Metazoa, Chordata, Actinopteri, Perciformes, Percidae. Gene Ontology annotation, molecular function: G protein-coupled receptor activity. Gene Ontology annotation, biological process: negative regulation of angiogenesis; G protein-coupled receptor signaling pathway; cell surface receptor signaling pathway.